Magnusiomyces paraingens is the source of this 1173-nucleotide messenger RNA. RefSeq lists its product as uncharacterized. The record is from RefSeq and is a predicted model, not a curated record. Lineage: Eukaryota; Fungi; Ascomycota; Dipodascomycetes; Dipodascales; Dipodascaceae. Gene Ontology annotation, biological process: magnesium ion transport. Gene Ontology annotation, molecular function: magnesium ion transmembrane transporter activity. The transcript has a single exon. Gene Ontology annotation, cellular component: membrane. Bases 1 to 1173 code for a protein of 390 amino acids.
AUGUCCAUAGAAACCCACCAGCUUCUGGUCGGGUGCGCUGUCGGUGUUGUGUCGGCGGCAACACAAGCGCUGGGACUUACGCUGCAGCGCAAGUCACAUCUCGACAAUGACGCGCUAGCGCCUGAGCUGCGCGUGCCGGCGCCUCGCCGGGCUCUGUGGCGCGCAGGCGUGCUGCUUUUCUUAGUGGCAAACAUUGUCGGAUCAUCCGUCCAGAUCACCACUUUACCACUCAUUGUGCUUUCGCCGCUGCAGGCCGUGGGGCUUGUUUUCAACUCACUCUGCGCUGCUUGGGUCCUCCAUGAACCCCUCACGCGCCAAUCUGUCGCAGGAACACUCCUCGUAUCGGCAGGCGCUCUCAUAGUUGCUGCAUGGGGUGUUGUCUCCGAGUCAGCAAAACCACACAACCUAGAUGAGCUGUUGCGACUCUUGCGCCGUCCCCAGUUUCUCGUCUGGAUGGGCGCAACUAUGCUGCUGGUUGCAGCUGUCCUGGUUGUUAUUUCACAUCGCACAAAUCACCCAGCCGUCCCCAUCUCAAAAUCCUCUGAUUUCAUUGACGGCGACGAUCCUCAAGGCAUCCCGGCUAAGCAGCGUUUAAUUUCAGGGCUUCUUUAUGCCGUGGUUUGCGGCAUUCUCUCGGCCCACUCGCUGCUCAUGGCCAAAAGCGCAGUCGAAAUUCUCGUCCGCGCCUUUGUCGACGGCAAGUCCAAGGACCUGCGGCACUACCAGAGCUGGCUCAUUGUUGCCGCCUUUCUAGCCUUUGCCGUCUCUCAACUCGUUUUCCUCAACCGCGGCCUGCGUCUUUGCUCAACCGCUGUGCUUUAUCCUCUCGUUUUUUGCGUCUUCAAUGUCGCCUCUAUCCUCAACUCUCUAAUAUACUUCCAGCAAACAGCCCAAAUGUCGGCUCUUCAAGGCCUGAUGGUUGCCUUUGGAACCUUGCUCAUCUUAGCUGGUGUCCUUGGCCUUUCAUGGCACCUGGGCUGGCAUGAUACCCUGGCCCUCACGGGGCCCGCCGCCCAGGCAAUUGCAGAAGCACAAGAAAAUGACCCUUAUAAAUCAAACCCGCAGUCUCCAGGCUUUGCAGCUUGUGAUUCGGCUGCAACAUGCGUCGAGCCACUGCUUCAACCUGUUGUCGCUCCAGACAAGCUACCGCUGCUUCAGCAUCGGCAUGUAUAG